AUGGCUAAUAAUCGAUUGCAAGAGUUAGACAAAUUGCAUCAACAGCAUCGAGAUGCUUUGAAGGAAGUUGAAAAACUUAAGAUGGAUAUACGUCAACUUCCAGAGUCUGUGAUUGUAGAAACAACCGAGUACAAAUGUUUACAAUCACAAUUCUCAGUGCUUUAUAAUGAAUCUAUGCAGUUGAAAACCCAACUUGAUGAUACACGUCAACAGUUGCAAUCUAGCAAAAAUUCACAUUUACGUCACAUAGAAAUGAUGGAGAGUGAAGAACUAAUGGCUCAAAAAAAAUUGCGUGGUGAAUGCAUUCAACUAGAAGAUGUAUUAGCCCAAUUACGCAAGGAAUAUGAAAUGUUACGCAUUGAAUUUGAACAAAAUUUGGCUGCAAAUGAACAAACUGGUCCAAUAAAUCGUGAAAUGAGACACCUCAUUACAUCUUUGCAAAAUCAUAAUCAACAGCUAAAGGGUGAAGUACAUCGUUAUAAACGUAAAUACAAAGAAGCAUCAACUGAAGUUCCUAAGUUGAAAAAAGAAAUUGAGGAUCUGACAGCAAAACUAGGACAACAAGUUGCUCAGGAAAGUAAAGAAGGUAAUAGUUCAGAUGGUAGCGGAAAAGAAGAAGACUCAUCAACUUAUCUAUCGGGAACAAUUCAGAUAAAAGACGAAGGAAUUACUGUCAUGAAACGAGAAUUAGCCAUCGAUGAAGAGAUGGAUUUUACCGAAAAAAGUGAAGGUGAAAGUAAAAGUACUACUGAUUCUCAUUCAUUAUUUCUGUCUUCUAUAAAAAAAGAUAAAGAUAUAAAACGUGAAAAAGAUGUUAGGAAAGAUGCAAUUGUAAAAGUUGAUCAUAAAGAAAAUACAUUACAUCGAAUUAAGGAUUCAAAAGGUAUUGAGUCAGAAAUCGUUAGAGACUUGAAAGCACAAUUAAAAAAAACGGUCAAUGAAAUGAAAGAAAUGAAGCUUUUACUUGAUAUGUACAAAGGUGUAGGAAAAGAACAACGUGAUAAAGUUCAAUUAAUGGCAGCCGAACGAAAAAUUCGAACUGAAGUCGAAGAAUUACGUCAACAGCUGAAAAAAAUCCAAGUAUGA
This is a messenger RNA of Cotesia congregata, 1086 nucleotides long. Lineage: Eukaryota; Metazoa; Arthropoda; Insecta; Hymenoptera; Braconidae. The record is from the annotation of a GenBank genome assembly.